AUGUCGGGGAAGAAGGCCAGCGAGUUCAGCAACGAGGAGGAGGUGAUCGCCGAGUUCGACCGGCUGACGCGGAACGCCGCCACCGUCCAGCGGGAGACGCUGCGGCGGAUCCUCGACGAGAACGCCGCCGUUGAGUACCUCCAGCGGCAUGGCCUCGCCGGCCGCACCGACCCGGACACCUUCCGGGCCUGCGUGCCGCUCGCCACGCACGACGACCUCGAGCCCUACAUCGCCCGCGUCGCCGACGGCGACACCUUCCCCGUCCUCACCGCCAAGCCCAUCACCUCCAUCUCCCUCAGGAACAGGGCGUUCCCCGUCGAGGGCGGCGGCAAGGCGCUGCAGUUCGUCUACGGCAGCCGGCAGUUCACCACCAAGGGUGGCCUGACGGCGGCCACGGCCACCACCCACCUGUACCGCAACGAGGGGUACAAGGCCGCGGUGCGCGACAUCCAGCUGCCGUGCUGUAGCCCCGACGAGGUGGUCUUCGCCGCCGCGGACUUCGCGCAGUCGCUCUACUGCCACCUCCUCUGCGGCCUGCUCUUCGCCGGCGAGGUCCGGGCCGUGUUCGCCAUGUUCGGGCACAACCUCGUGCUCGCGUUCCAGACGCUGGAGCGGGUGUGGGAGGAGCUGUGCCACGACAUCCGCCACGGCGCCCUGUCUCCAGCGCGGGUCACCGAGCCGGCGCUCCGCCGGGCCGUGUCCGCGCUCCUCGCGCCGCCGAACCCCGCGCUCGCCGACGAGGUGGCGCUCAGGAAGAUCCGGCACUACGCCGGUGGCCUUCCGCUGGUCGCCAUGGAUUACGGCGCGUCGGAGGGUAUGGUCGGUGCCAACGUCGAGCCGGAGGUGCCCCCGGAAUCAGCAACGUUCGCCGUGGUCCCAGACAUCGCCUACUUCGAGUUCAUCCCUCUCAAGACCAACGACGGCGGCGGAGCGGCCUGUACCGAUACCGGCACGAGCUACAACACCGAGGCGGAUCCCGUCGGCCUGACGGAGGUCACCGUCGGCGAGCACUACGAGGUCGUCAUGACCACCUUCGCAGGCUUGUACCGGUACCGUCUCGGCGACGUGGUGAAGGUGGCCGGCUUCUACAACUCGACGCCGAAGCUCAAGUUCGUGAGCCGAGGGGAUAUCGGUCCCACGCUGUGCAUCAACGUCGACAAGAACACCGAGCUGGACGUGAAGCUCGCCGUCGAUGGCGCGGCCGAGAUCCUGGCUGCCCGGAACACGUCGUUGGAGGUGGUGGACUACACCAGCCACGCGGACGUGUCGUCCGACCCGGGCCACUACGUCGUCUUCUGGGAGCUCAGCGGCGAGGCCGACGACGACGUGUUGCAGCGCUGCUGCGACGAGCUGGACCGGCGCUUCGUCGACGCUGGGUACGUGAGCUCGAGAAGGACGCGCGCCAUCGGGCCCCUGGAGCUGCGGGUACUACGGCGGGGCGCCUUCCAGAAGGUGCUGCACCACUACCUCGCCCUCGGAGCUUCGGCGAACCAGUUCAAGUUCCCGAGGUGCGUCGCCCGGUCCAACUCCGGCGUCCUCCAGGUCCUCUCCGACAACGCCGUCAAGAUCUUCUUCAGCACAGCCUACGACUGA
Messenger RNA from Miscanthus lutarioriparius, 1593 nucleotides. The record is from the annotation of a GenBank genome assembly. NCBI's taxonomy places the organism in Eukaryota, Viridiplantae, Streptophyta, Magnoliopsida, Poales, Poaceae.